ACAGUUAUCGAGAGCGUCUGGUUAAAACACCACAUUUGGGCGAGAACAUACCUUUGUGUUUCUGACGUCGGCAAAAUAACUCCGUCCCAUGACCUUUCUUUGCCAUAUCGCGUUAGCGGAAUAUCAGAUCACCUGAGGAUUUUAAAGAGACUUCUCGCUUCUUCGGAACACCGUGCACAUAUCGCUCUAACAUGGAAGAAAGAAAGCGGUCUGUCACAGUUGCCAUUGAUUUUGGAACGACAUAUUCUGGGUUCGGUUUUGCUGAAGCAAACGUUUCGGGCGAGUCGGGUAUACAAGUAUUUCGCGGAUGGGGUCGAGGGCAAGGAUUUAGCUUCUACAAAACACCAACAAGCGUCCUGUUGGCCCCGGAUGGAAAUUUUAGCAAAUUCGGUCAUGCUGCCGUCGAAGCUUAUGCCAAAAAUCUUGCUAAAGGAAACAAUCAGAACAUCAUUUACUUUGAGAGGUUCAAGUUAGUUCUCUACAAUACAAAGGCUCUUUCCAAGGACACCACCCUGAUGGCAUCAAGCGGAGAAGUUGUCAAGGCGCUCGACUUGUUCUCAGUGUGUCUUGCAUAUUUGGGUGAUAAGGCAAUGGAGUGCAUCAAUUCCAGUGGUCAGCGGGGUAAAACUUAUGAGUCACAUGAUGUGCAGUGGGUGGUCACGGUUCCCGCCAUUUGGGAGCCGACUGCCAAAGAAUUCAUGCGAGAGGCAGCGUAUAAGGCAGGACUAGCAUCAAACGAUGACCCAGACCAACUGCUGAUUGCUCUUGAACCCGAAGCAGCCUCGUUCUACUGCAGAACGCUACAGAUGAAAGACUUCCUGGGGGAGACUGGAGACGAAUCAGUGAACGAAGGCCUGGCUUCGUAUGUCGUUAUAGAUAACGGAGGCGGUACCUUGGACAUAACAGCACAUGAAAUACAGGAGGACGGCACAAUCCGCGAAAUUCACUGUCCAGCGGGUGGCCAACUAGGAGGCAUGCAUGUGGAUAGGGAGUUCCAGCGCAUGCUCGUGGCAGUAUUUGGAGAAGAUUUUAUCCACAAGUUCAGAAGGGAUUUCCCAAACGACUGGCAGAAAAUAAUGAACGACUUUGAGAUACAGAAGAGAGCUGAAGAAGGCGUCGACAACGAGGAAGUUAGCAUCACUCUGCCAUUUAAUUUCGUGAACGCCUAUUCACGCGACCUGGGAAGCGACGAGAGUAUUAAUGAAAGGUUGAAGAUGAAUUACAAAGAUAACCAAGUGCAUGUUAGUAAUGGUUACCUAAGUCUUAGCUUAGAAGUGAUCAGUGGCUUCUAUGAACCAGUUGUGCAAAAAACCGUGGGCGUUAUCCAGUCCCUCUUGAAGCAGAUCAAAGACACAAACGUCAACACUAUGUUUCUGGUCGGCGGUUUCUCGCAGGCUUUGCCACUGAGGAAAGCUAUAACCCAGGCCUUCCCUGACAUGAGAGUUUUGACCCCCCGCGAUGCCGAGCUGGCCAUCAUCAAAGGCGCAGUGAUGUUCGCUCAGGCACCAGAUUUGCUCACAACCCGGGUUAUGGCCAAAACAUACGGUAUUGACAUCAAUGAAGCUUUUGACCCGAGUAAACACCCCGACGAGAAGAAGACAGACGUUUGCGGCAUCAGCUACUGCGAGGACGUUUUUGAUGUUCUUGUGAAAGAAGACGAACAGGUGAAAGUGGGAGAAAAGAGGACGUUUUUCUUCUCGCCCGUUCACCCGGAACAGACAACUGCUUCACUUCGUUUCUUCAGUACGCACAACAAGAAGGCGCAGUUUGUGACAGACGCAGGAGUCACAGCGGAGAAUGUGGCCUUUCAGAUCGUCAGCCCGGAUGUUUCCAAAGGGAUUCACCGCAACAUUGAACUAGAUGUCUACUUCGGCGGAACUGAGAUCAAAGUCUCUGCAACUGACGUUACUUCCGGAAGUUCUGCCAAGGCCGCGCUGAGACUUGUGACCAAGAACCUAACCUGAUCUCAUGUGCAUGGACCACCGAUCAAAGUUUUCGUGUCGAAUAAUUUUUUAUUGAAGUCAUUCAAAAACAUGAAUUAUUUUCAUCAAACUGUCACUUAUCACUGUAAAAUACAUGAUAAAAACUCUUCUGAGGGGAAAAGAAACAGCUGUUAUAGCUAGAGAUCUAGUCUAGUGUCCAUAUUUUUCUCGUUUACCUUCGAUCUUUAAACAGACAUUUUAAUUUUUUUUUUGUAACUAUCCUACAAUAUACACUUUUGCGUAAGCUAUGAUUCAUUGAUUUGCAAAAUCAUGGUGUCGUUUUCCAAGGUAAGAAAAAAAUAUCAAAAUAGCGUAUAGACAAAACGUCCUUGCGUCAGCUUUCCUUUCAUUUGUCUCCUUUCCAGUGGCUUUAGGGAACCUCACGCAAUGCUGUCACAAUGGCACACAUUUGGAGAGAUUUGUUACGUGACAUUUUUCGGUCCAUGUCUUGACAAACAAUGUUCGUGAUCAGUUUAGGCUGAUUACUUCCCUGACUUUAUAUCACUGAUUUCUGAGACAAUUCUUUCGUUUCUCGCAUCUUUUCCUUCACUUCACUCGCUAUUAUGCGCAGUAACCUAGAGAUAAAUGGUUACCAAUUUCCUGACCUUCA
Messenger RNA from Stylophora pistillata, 2592 nucleotides. Its product is annotated as heat shock 70 kDa protein 12A. Lineage: Eukaryota; Metazoa; Cnidaria; Anthozoa; Scleractinia; Pocilloporidae. The record is from RefSeq and is a predicted model, not a curated record.